AUUCCUGUCCGCUCUGCUGUCGCCGGUAUCCCCUUCUUAAGGUCUUCAACUUAGAUGGCGUUGUCGCUCUAUCCCCUCCGCCGCCAUUCGCACGCCUACACGAUCGCUUUAUCGCAACCCACCCAAAGAGCCAGUAGAAAUUGAUUCUCUAGUCUUUUUCAUCGCUACAGAUCAACAACUCCUUGUUGCAAAACCCUCAUCAUGGCCAUCGAGAUCCUCCCCCUCACCAAACAGGACAUCCCCGCGGCCGUAGAAUGCGUGCAGACGGCGUUUGCCGACGACCCGUAUUUCCAGUGGUUAUUCGACGAUGCCAGCUACGACAUCCACCGCAACGCCGCCUCCCUCGCCGCCCACUUCCACUACGGCCUGAACUGCAACAUGCCCAUGUACAUCGCCAAGACCACUCUGAACGCCGCCCCAGACGACAAACACCCCCCGCACAGCGUCGUCGGCGUCUCAUGGUGGUACGCGCCGCAGCCCGCCUCUGCGCCCCUCCCCUGGUCCAUCUGGGCCCAGGACUGGCUCCUCUCGAUGCGUCAGCUUCUCUACAACAUCCGCUUCGGGGGCCGUGGUGGCCUUAACCUCUCCCGGUACCGUCUGUGGAAGGCGAUGCAGGAGAAGACACACGAGAAGGUGUGGACGGAUCCCCGCGGGUAUUACUUCUGUAACGUGUUGGCGGUAAGUGCGCAGAUGAGGGGCAUGGGGGUGGGGAAGAAGCUGGUGCAGGUAGUGACGGACCGGGCGGACCGUGAGGGCGUCAAGUGCUAUUUGGAGAGCUCGAAGGGGGUGCCGAAUUUGGUGAUCUAUGAGAAGUUGGGGUUUGGGUUGGUCAAGGAGAUUGAGUGUGUGGAUGGUGUGGAUAAGUGCAAGCUUUAUUGUAUGACCCGGAAUCCGAGUAUGAAGGUUUAAGUGGGUAAACCUUUGGUUAUAGCGGUUAUGGGUGGGAGAUUGAGCACUUUUCUACAUCGCUGUACAAUGAGGAAGUCCGUUGAAUAGCAGCCUCACUGGGAUGACUCUUCAAAUCCUUCCAAGUAUUUCCAAGAAGACAUUGCACUUUUCUUCCAAUUAGUCUUUCCCAUUUUAGCUGGCUUGGAUCUAAAGUCACUAAC
This is a messenger RNA of Aspergillus steynii IBT 23096, 1109 nucleotides long. Its product is annotated as acetyltransferase, GNAT family. Gene Ontology annotation, molecular function: acyltransferase activity, transferring groups other than amino-acyl groups. The coding region runs from base 202 to 909 and encodes 235 amino acids. Lineage: Eukaryota; Fungi; Ascomycota; Eurotiomycetes; Eurotiales; Aspergillaceae. The transcript is spliced from 3 exons. The record is from RefSeq and is a predicted model, not a curated record.